This is a messenger RNA of Penicillium lagena, 225 nucleotides long. RefSeq lists its product as uncharacterized. The transcript has a single exon. NCBI's taxonomy places the organism in Eukaryota, Fungi, Ascomycota, Eurotiomycetes, Eurotiales, Aspergillaceae. Bases 1 to 225 code for a protein of 74 amino acids. The record is from RefSeq and is a predicted model, not a curated record.
AUGCACGAAAUGCUGGCUGGUUCAGAUCCCACACUGCAAUUCAGGCCUGUGUCAUACACAUGUGCUUUCUCGCCCGUUGAGUUUGACGAACUGCCUUUAUUUCUUCCAGUGAUUGGCAGCGGUGACGAUAGUGACGAUGAGAAUUGCCACGCAGAUGGUAACUCCAGGGGCAAUCCACCUGAGUGCAAUAAGACCUUCGAGCAUAAAGAGCACCUGAAGCGAUAA